This is a messenger RNA of Scomber japonicus (chub mackerel), 14299 nucleotides long. RefSeq names its product lysine (K)-specific methyltransferase 2Bb (gene kmt2bb). Gene Ontology annotation, cellular component: histone methyltransferase complex; nucleus. Gene Ontology annotation, molecular function: zinc ion binding; protein binding; histone H3K4 methyltransferase activity. Gene Ontology annotation, biological process: positive regulation of DNA-templated transcription. The coding region runs from base 1 to 11673 and encodes 3890 amino acids. Lineage: Eukaryota; Metazoa; Chordata; Actinopteri; Scombriformes; Scombridae. The record is from RefSeq and is a predicted model, not a curated record. The transcript has 36 exons.
AUGAUGGCGGCAGCGGGAUGCGGAUCAGCAACCGCGGCUGCCGGAGGAGGCCAAGGUGGAACCGCUACGGCCAGAGGUCGUUUCCCCGGUCGGCCUUGGUCGUCUCGUAGUCGUUUGCGCUCUGAGAAGCGAUGGCAACUCGGACGAUCCGGUUUAGAAGCUGACGAUGUGACUAACGGAGGGCCAAGGCCCACAAACCUGGCUCUGUCGUUAAACGAAGACCAGUCUCACUUGCGCUUACUUGGGAUAGAGGCUAGCCACAAGAUCCUUGGCCAAGCUGGAUACAGCUCUAGUGGGAGUGAAGAGGUGAGGCCCCAAACCGACCCAGGAGGAGAUGACUUCACAGGAUUUGAAGCUGAAAGAAAAAACUCCAAAGGACGUUUAUGGUCCCGACAAAACCCUUCCAAAGGUGAUGCUGUCAACACAAAAUCUAAACAACAAAGUGAGAAGCUACCACUUAAUACGCCAGCAGUGGAGGCAGCUAUUAGUCCACCCGAUCCUGUAAAGGAUGUAAAACCCAUGGAGGAGAUACAAACCUUAUCUCCUGAAGCAGAGCCCGCAAAGGACUGCAGGAAAGGUUCGAAAGGAAAAAACACUAUGGAUCGACAGUCCACUAAAAGCGGAGCAGCAACACCAAGGAUUACUAUAAAGUUGGUGGCCAAAAAGAAAAUGAAAACCGUAAAGGAGCCCCAUAAAAAAUCUGUGAAGAAGUUGAAGAUAAAAGGAAUUCAGGAUCAGCCUAAAGCCAAGGACAUUCAGGGUGACCAGAUUUCAAGUGCUCAUGUCAAAUUAAAAACUGAACCACAUGAUGAUAAACCUGGCACAGAAGAUAAAGGAGGGGGAACUUUACCUGAAAGAAGGCGUGGAAGAUCUGCUUCAAAGACAACAGAGUCUGUUUGCCAGACUAGCGCCAAAGUUGUGGCUGACCAAAAACCAAAAGAGAGAAAAUCAGCCGAUCAAGUUGACACUGUAAAGGAAGGCACGACUGUAGAGCCAAAAACAAAUGCAAAGCAAUUAAAGCAUAAAGAAAUUGCAACAGAGCAAGCUUCUGAAGGGACUCAGCAACUGAUUCGUAGGAGCAACAGAGCCACCAACCCACACUCGAAAAAAGUCUCGGACAGUGCAGCUGAACCUGAAAGUCUUAGUAAAAGUGAUGCCAUUCUUGUGGAGUCUAAAUCAAAAGUUUACAAAACAGUCGAGGCCAAACCAUCGAUGAGAAGUGAUGGACGAAGGCAAAGCAAAAGACUCAAUAAGGAUGCUACAGUGCCAGAAAACCAUGGUCCAUCCUCUACAGAGACUGAUAACUUAGCAGUACAAUCCAGUGACAGUUUGCCUUUGAUAAAUGAUGAAGAGAGGGUCCCAAGUUUAAAGCUGAUGAAGGUCAGAAACCCAAAAUAUGAUGCACAGUCCGGUGGGAAGAAUUCAACGCGAAAGAAAAAACGUAAAAAAUUUAUCUGGACUUUAACAUUAGUAAAGGGAAACAUUCAGACACAGGGUGCUGAAAACACUGUCAAAGUAACAGAUAAGACUGUGAGUGAAGUGGAUCAGUCCACUUUGUGUGACACUGGUGUUAACAAGAGUUCAAAGGGGAUGGAUAAGAUAUCAAAAGUGGAUAACUCUGCCCCACAAGAGAGUAAUAACACAGGCAGUAAUGAGAAGGCUUCCCAAAACAAGUCUGACAUGCCAUUUGAGGAGAAGUCCACUAUACAGGUGGACGUUGUGGAAAACAUAACAGAAACACCUCCGCAAGAAAUCACUAAAAUGGAUUGCGGGAAAGUUCCACCUCUUCAGAUAAAAAAGGUUUCCUCUCCUGGUAAACACAAAACCUCGAAACCAUCCUUUUUAAUUCAGCAAGUUAGUCCUGUGCCUGAAAAGAAAGAGGAUGAUGUCCCGAAAGAUUUAACUGAAGUUAAAGAGGAUAAAUCAUCGUGUCCGGAUGCUGAAGACACACCAACCAGGAGGCUGAGGAGGAGAACAUCAAGCCUUGAUUCACCGCAAAAAAAACCUGACAGUCUUAAGGCUGUGACAACUCAGAAACGGAGGUUGAGAACGAGUCCGCAGGAUGAGGAUACCCCACAGGUGCCCGUUGAAGAUUCCUCUCAGGUUUUAACAGAAAAUUCCAGCUCACAUGUUCUUCCUGAAAACUCCUGUCAGGUUUUAGCUGCAGACUCCUCAGAGGUAACCUGUGUAAACUCCUCUGAAGCUCCUGAUAAGGAUUCUUCACAGACCGCUGACGACCCCCCACAGGUGCCAGGUGAAGUUUCUCCUCAGAAGAUGGAGAAUGAGGUGGAACCACAAAUUAAAGAGGCCAAACCAUUGCCCGUGCCUUCUAAACCUAGAAGAUGUAGAAAUAAUAAACUGGGAAAGAAGAGGCCUGUUCAAAGGAAGAAGACUGUUGUUUCUGUUGUUUCUCCUGAAACUGCUGUCAGCUCAGAGUUGGCUACAGUUGAAGUGGUUAACACAGAGUCUUUGCUAAAGGAAGAUAGUCUGCCUUUAGUAACAGAGUCAAGUCCGUCAGAAACAAAAGAUUGCCCCCAGCCUGAGGCAAAACAGGACACUGUAUCAGUUGAAGAAGAGCAGAUACCACCACCCGUAAAAGAGGAAACAGACAUUCAAUUGAUAGAUAGUCAACAAUCCUUGGCAUCGGAAAGCCAAGUAAGUGAUCCAAAAACAUUGUGCCUACAAAAGAGAUCCCUCAAGAAAGUAAAAAAGAGGCGUAAAAGUUUGAUUGGGCAGCGCCAGAAACACAGGCACAGGAGCAGGGAUGGGAAGUUUGCUCCACUUAAAUUAUCUGAAAGUCAGAAAAUUGUUGAGGGGGAUGAUGACAUUUCCACCCAGUUGGUAGCUACCACACCAACCCUGAGCUCUAAACUUAUGGGAGUACAUAAAAAGUACAAGAAGAGACUGUCGGGCCUUCAGUUUAUUGGGUCUAAAAGACCAAAUCCACAAGCUAAAAUAAUUUCUAAGCUGAUAGAAAUAGGGCUUGACAAAGAUAAUUUGAAACAGGAGGAAACUGACACAUUAGUUGAUGGGGCACGAGCAGAUGUGGUAGAUUCUCAGCCUGGUAAAUCAAAGUUUGUGAAGAACAUCAAGCACUUCAUUAUGCCUGUUGUAAGUGCCAGAUCCUCACGAGUGAUCAAGACCCCACAGAGAUUUAUGGAUGAUGCUGGAAUGUCGGUACUGCCUCGAAGAAACUCCCCAAAGAAGGGUUUUCAACUGGGCUUGCAAAUACGUCCAGGAAAGAGACGAGAUGAUGGGAAUGGCAGAGCAAUGUCCCCCAUCUUGCCAGUUGAUGAGGAGGACAUAUUGAGUGAAGCUCAGUUCGAUGUCGAUCUGCUUUCAGCUCAGGGCCUAGAUGACAGCGCUGACAUAGCUGACAGCCUGUUUUCUGAGACAAAAAGUGGCAAAAUUGAAAAGAAGCGACCUCUUCUCAAGAACUCUAGUUUCAAGUGGCAUGUGCCUGAAGAGUCGAGGGAGGAAGUGUAUACACUGGACAAAACUCAGACAAAAACUGAGGAUCUCUUUUUAUCGUCACCAGUUGAUAAACCCACAGAACUAUCUGUUGACCUCCUGGACGCUCAGAAAAAGAAAACUUCCCCCAAGUUUAAUAAACAAGCAGCUCACCUCAAGAUUUAUCAAAGACUAAAGAAGCCACACACAGGACUUCCAAAAAGCAAAAACACAACAGAGAUGGAAAGCAUUAGUAAACCUCUUCAGCCCCCCGUUGAUUUAGCUGAAGGACUUGAUGAUGAGGCCAUGAGCAUUAGCCUGAGGCAACGCAACACAAACACAGAGAAGGACAAAUCCAAGCUCAAGAUAGAAGACCUUGACAGUCCUGGAGUUGUGAGAAAAGUUUCUGUGUGUGUUGGGAAUACAAACUCCAAGUCUCUUCUGUUUCUUCACGGCAAAGAGGAUGAUUUAGGUGUGAAAGACACUGCCCAACGUCACUCAGGAGAGCAGCAGAAAUCAGGUGCAGGUGAAGGUGAUUAUCCUGGGUCUAUGGACAAGGGAGCGUCACAAAGAGCGCGCCUCACUGGUGCAAAUAAAAGAAUGUUCAAUCUCCUCAGGAAAGCCAAGGUCCAGCUCAUUAAAAUUGACCAGCAGAAACAGCUCAAGUCAUCUGGGCUGCUAUCUGGCCAAACUAGCGCCAGGUCUAGAGAUGUGACCUCUAAGAGACAAAGAAGAAAGCAGAGGGUGCAGCUUGAUUCUGAUGUUCCAGUCAAGACGGAGACACCUCAAGGACAACCACAGCUCAUCUCCCCACUGUGUCAGGAGUUCCGUAGAGCAGGAGGUCCACGCAUCAAGCAUGUUUGCCGAGCAGCAUCUGUGGUACUUGGGCAGCCUCGAGCCUUGAUACCAGAUGACAUUCCCAGGCUUAGCGCCUUACCGUUGCAUGAAAGAAGUGGCAUUUCCCCUUCAGCCAUCACAAAAGAUAUUGGCUCUCCCUCAGAAUCGGAUAGUCCUGGGCUGUCAGAUCCAAAGGUCACCAAAGUCAAGAAGCCAACGAAUUUUGUGAAACGAAAAGGACUCGGGCCGUUUGGGUACCGCUCUCGGAGGUGUGGAGUUUGCAAAGGUUGUAACCACGAGGAGGACUGUGGCAAGUGCAUGAACUGUCUUGACAAACCCAAGUUUGGUGGUCCCAAUACCAAGCGGCAAUGUUGCGUGUAUAAGAGAUGUGAUCAAAUUGAAGAGAGGAAAGCACGCCGACUAAGUGGAAGAACAGCACCCAAAGGACCUUCUAAGCGACGGCGAUCCUCGCUAAGCGGGGGACACUCAAGCAAUGAUGAAGGGAACGAAGGUGCUGCAGAUUCACCAUCCGGUCUCCAGGGUGAUGGCCACAGUCCAUCAGUAAGGAAGCAGCCGAAGCGCAUUGUGAAACCUCGCGUCUACUUUGACCUGGUGGACUACGAUUCCGAUCUUGAUGACAAAGCUAUCUCAAGCUCAGCCUCGCCAGCCAGGAGAAGGGGACACGGACCCCGUUUCAGUCAAGACUUUGUGUCACUGGAUGGAUUCCUAGGAGACAUUUCAGAUGAAGAAGUCAGGCAUCGAAAGCCCAGCUCACACCGUGUACCACCUCCUCGUCGUAAGCCCGAGAAGGGUCUGUCAUCUCAGGGUCCCUUGGAGCAGACUCCUCCCAGUGUUCUGGCUGCCCUGGCCCAUGGAUUUGAGCAGAGAGAUGUCGAGCCUUCUAAACCUACUCACAAAAUUAGGGUUGAUUUCAAGGAGGAUUGCACUCUAGAGAAUGUCUGGAAUAUGGGUGGUUUAAGUAUAUUGACCUCUGCGCCGCUCAUGCCACCUUACGUCUGCUUCCUUUGUGCCAGUAAAGGCCAACAUGAGAUGCUGUAUUGCCAAGUAUGCUGUGAGCCCUUCCACCAGUUUUGCCUUGAACCAGCGGAGCGCCCAUCGGAAGAGAACAAGGAAAACUGGUGCUGUCGUCGAUGCAAAUUUUGCCGUGUGUGUGGCAGAAAAAACAAGUUCUCAAAGCCUUUGUUGGAGUGUGAAAGAUGCCAGAACUGUUAUCAUGGUUCCUGUCUGGGACCUAAUUAUCCAAAACAUAACAAGAAGAGGAAAGCUUGGGUUUGUAUGACAUGCAUCAGGUGUAAAAGUUGUGGAGUCACACCAGGGAAGAGCUGGGACACUGAGUGGAAUCACGAUAAAGGACUCUGUCCAGACUGUUCAAAACUCUAUGAACAAGGUAACUACUGUCCAAUCUGCUUCAAGUGCUAUGAGGACAAUGACUAUGACAGUCAGAUGAUGCAGUGUGGCACCUGUAACCACUGGGUACAUGCCAAGUGUGAGGAUUUAACAGAUGAACUAUAUGAGAUCCUGUCCAGCUUGCCUGAAAGUGUAGUGUAUUCCUGUCGGCCGUGCAGUGUGACCCAACCCAGUGCCUGGAGAGAGCUGCUCUAUAUUGAGCUCAGAGCUGGGGUGGAGAAGGUGCUGGCUUGCUUGCUUUCUUCCACCCUCACCCAGCACCUUGUUACCUGCACACAGUGUGAAAAGUUGGUUGAUCCUGAUAGUGUAAUAGAAGGACAGCCAGCCUGUGACCUCCGAGCUGUGGGCAAGAAGUUUGACAAAGGCCUUUACACUACAUUGAAAAUGUUCCAUGAAGAUGUGGUUCAGGUGGUGCGAAAGAGGCUUGAGCAAGAGGAGGAUCUUCCAGAGGAGCAAAGACCCACUGCCUUGGCACGCUCUUACUAUUUAAAGCUCCUUGAGGAGGUAUUUAAUUGGUUCAACAGCCAAGACCCAAAGGUGUGGAACUCCUGUACCAAAGACUUGCCCAUUGGGAUGCUGACCCAUGCUGUUCAUCCUCCCACAACUGAACAUGUUUAUGCCCAGUGGCAGGAGAGAGAGGAGCUCCCGUCUAGGGCUCCACUGGGGCUCUUACAGGAGGAUAAUGGGCAAAGCUCAGAUGUAAAGGAAGAGGAGGCAGCUUCUCCGAUGUCUGGGGAGCCAACAAGCCGGAACCACUUCAAAACCAGCAGGGCUGUCAGGUUCAAAUUCAAAGGGAAAAGGGGCCGGCUUUCAAAAGCUGAUCUGGACACUGGAUGGUCUAAGGAGGAUGAGAGACAGUGCUCUUUGUGCCAAAAAUAUGGAGACCUUAAACCCAAUGAAGCAGGCAGGUUGCUGUACUUGGGCCAGAAUGAGUGGGCACAUGUCAACUGCUGUCUGUGGUCAGCUGAGGUGUUUGAAGAGGACAAUGGCUCUCUACUACAUGUGCACAGCGCGGUUACAAGGGGCCGCUUGAUGCGUUGUGAACGCUGCAACCACACAGGUGCCACAGUGGGCUGCUGCCUGACGUCUUGUCAAAGCAACUAUCACUUCAUGUGUGCCCGCUCCCGUCACUGUGUGUUCCAGGAUGAUAAGAAGGUCUAUUGCCACAAACACAGACAUCUGAUCAGUGGCAGGGUAAUAACUGGUCAGGAAUUUGAGGUGAACCGCAGAGUGUAUGUGGAUUUUGAGGGGAUAAGCCGCAGAAAGUUCUUGACUGGACUGGAACCAGAAUUAAUCAAUGUGAUGAUUGGUUCCCUACAGAUUGAUAAGCUAGGUGUGCUGUCAGAACUUUCAGCUAGCAAAGGGAAACUGUUUCCUGUGGGUUUUCAGUGUUCUCGUUGGUAUUGGAGUACAGUUAAUCCACUGCGCCAGUGCAAAUAUACAUGCACAGUCCGUGAGGUCCGACCCCUACUUCCUGAGAAGCCUGUUGAAGAUAUGCCUGACCAAGGAGAUAAUCACACCAUUUCUCACAACCCCUGUCCUCCACCUGAACCGAAAGCCCAAGAGAUUGAUACAAUAGAAUUGCAACCCCCAGCUGAGGAAACCCUUGUGUCAGUCCCACCCAGCAAGUCAGAUCAUGGAGCAAGGCCAAAGAUUCCCAGCUAUCCCCAAACCAGGAGACCAGCUGGUGGAAUGUCCCGACCACUGCCAUCCCCAGGAGUAGCCCAACUGAAACCUCACCACAUAUUAACCAUAAGUGAUCUGGAGGAGACUCGAAGGGUCCGUCGCCACAGUCCACAUUCACAGACAACAGGCCUCCGCAAUCACAUGUCCCCCCCUCCUCUAAGCCCUCUGACUGGACCCAUCACCCUCCGUGCUGGGAAAUCUUCCCUCCCUACUUCCCCACUAUUUCCAAUUGGUGCUACAGAUAACGUGAUAAACUCUCCCUCAGCCCGCCCAGUCGGAGGUAGAAGUGCUUCCUCAGUCAGAUGUCCUGGAAAUGUAAUGACCCAUUGUACCUCAGCUUUCUUUCCUCAGUCUCCCUGGCAGGACAGUGCAGGUAGCUUUCUUUCUCCAACUAUGUCUUUCUCCUCACCCGUACAACAUUUACCCAGAACUCGACUAUCAUUUGAUCUGAGCCAAUCAGACUCAGUUGAGGUGCCACACAACUUCUUAGCUUCACCAGAGCCUGAAGAUGUCUCUCCAGCAAAUGGUACAUCACCUCAGGAGGACUUACACCAACAGAAGGAUGAAGAAGAAUUUCCCUAUAGUUCAUUCCAUAAGGAUCCCAGCAUGACUCUGGGCCAAGAGAUGAGGACAGAACUGGAGAUCGAAGAGACACUCCUUAAUGAAGGUGUGGCAAUGAACUGUGGGGGGCAGAUCGUGGUGGAAGGUGAUGAUCAGGAGGAAUUUUGGGGAAGAGCCCAAGAUGUACCCAAGAGAAAGACCCUUGUUGCCAACCUGCCACGGUCUGCAGCCUCAGCUAGGGACGACAUGGGCAACACCUCCUCUGAUGAUGAUAUGGAGCACUAUUUUGACUUCUCACGGACAAUAGUCAGUUGUCCAGGAUCAAAAGAUCAUUCAAAGUCUCCUUCUUCCCCUUCCUCUCGGACUAUGGCUCAACUGGAUGGUGUAGAUGACGGUACAGAGAGUGAUGCAAGUAUAGCUACCAACGAUGAUGCUCAGAAAGUUGAGGGUUCUAGUCAAGCGCCGAUACAAGCCAAAAACCUCAAUAAAAAGAAUGUCCCUGAAUCUGAAACUACAAACGGCACACAGGCUGCUCAGAGUCUGAUCCUUAAAGCAUCAUCAGAUGAUAAGCACACAGAUUCUUCAUCACUCACCAUCUCAGCUGCCAGCAAAAGCCCAACAGAGAGUUCACCUCAAAAUCCACCAAAAUCCUCAAAAGAGGCCAAUAUGGGAUUUGUUUCUCCACAAACUUCUGGAGCCUCUGCAGUCAAAGAGCAAAACUCUGCAACUCCUGAGACUGUGCUUCCUAUCCAAGUCUAUGAUCCUCUGCCUAACUUACUCACAAAGGUGCCUGAGACCUCAUAUUCAGAAGAGUUACUCCAGAGUUCCAGUCUCGGAUUUGCCUCAGGAACGCCUCUUGUUCUUGAAAGAUGUGACUCUGGCCCCAGUUUAACUGAGAUGGUUCCUUUGUUAGAUGACACACCACUUGAGACACAACAGUCUGAGCCUUGUAAACCCCUUAAUACAGAGCCUGACAGCAGCCACUUUGUCUCAUCAACCGAGGGGUCUGCUGUGAUGUUGAAUCACUUAACUGGUAAUGCAAUGGAACCCUCAUUAGCAGAGUCUGCAGAUAGUAGUCAGGGUGCCCUGCUGGAUCUUCUUCAGCCCUCCCCUUUAAUGUCUACAGAUGUACAAAACCCUACUCAAGGCCUUGUAGACUCUCUGCAAAUGUAUUCCUGUUUACCAGGUUUCAGUCAGCCUCCUCUAACGAGUAUUACACUUCAGCCAGUAACAUCAUCACAAGAGUCAACCUUUCCACACGCGGAGCCUUCGUCUACUAAACUAACCACCCUCAGUCCUGUUGGAGACCUGACACAAACACUUCUAAAUGUGGCCCCUCAAAACGAUCCACUGUUAUCAGCUAUGUCAGGCGUUUUUCCCCAAGCAGCAACCUGUGGUACUGUCUCAGUACCUAUUUACUCCACACAAACACAGCCAUUGGGCUCUACAGCUGUCACCAUCGUUUCUUCCUCUGCUUCAAUAUCAUCUCUUUCUGGACUGUGUUCAACUGCCCCAACAUCACUCCAAACCACCUCAUCCCCUGUGAUUUUAAAUGGCUACAGCUCCACAUCUAUGCAGAAGGAAGCUUCAUCUGGUCACACAAUCUCCAUCAACUUUUCUACACCCAGGCCGACUAUAGAACCUCAGCAGCCUGUGGUACCCCAGGCUUUACCUGGCCACGCCAUUCUUACUGUGAAGGAAGUAGGAGGUCCAAAUGUGGAUCCAACACCACAUGUACUACUGGUGAACCGCCUUGGGCAGAUCUUUGUGAAGAACCCAGAGAGCAACACAUUCCAGCUGCCCACUCCCAACUCCCCAUCCUAUAACUGUGUCACUCAGAUUGCCAGCCUUUUGCAGAGCAAUGCACUGUCAGCGACACUAGCAGCAGCUGGUAACAUGUCUACUCCACCCCCCGGGGCCACCAUAACAACAGCAGCUCCUCCAGCGGUCACACCUGCAGUGCAGAAUCCAACCACAAUCACACAGCUGUUAACUCACAAUAACAAUGGUGCAGUGGCAUCAGUUAAUGUCAAGAAGCCAAGAAAGAAUGCAAAAACAUCAAAAGAUGAAACUGUCCCAGAGUUGAAAAAACCAAAGAAAAAGAAGGAGUCAAGUGCAUCUAAAAAAUCCAAGUCAUCCAAGGCUAGUUGGCAGCCUCCUCUGUCAACUGAGAAUCCUCCCAUGACUCCUGCUGAAAGCGCCCAAGCAAUUAUCAAUCAAGCAAUGGCAAGUAACUACACCCCAAAGUGGAGUGGGCUUCGAACACUGAGCCCCUCUUCCCUGGUUUUGCCACCUGGCCUAUUAAUUGAACCCGAGGCUCCAGCAUCUCAUCGCUCACCAACACCAACUCCCUCUCCAGCUCCAACUCCUGCACCCCGCCCUCGCACCCACGUCCGCAUGAAGAGAGUAUCGUCACUUUCAGAUCGUAUUGUCACAAAGAAAUCUAAAGUUGACUUCCUGCAACCAGAGCCCAUCAGUGAGGUGGAGGAGCGCCACAAACCUAACUUUCCAAGCAUCUCCAGCCGGGCUUCAGGAGUUCGCAUCAAGACCCCAACAGUGAAAGGCGUACUGAACCUGGAUGAGUUAAACGAGGAGCAUUUGAGCAAUUCCGACAGCUCAGGGUCUGAGCCUUGGGAUUAUAUGUCUCGAGGUGAACAAGGCAAACAACAUGCUUGGGAACCAGUGGGACACAGCACCCUGACUGACUGGAAAAAAUACUCUGGUGCUGCCUCCACCUCAGAUGAUGAACUAUCACCAUCUGAUGAGGAUGAGGAAUGUCAGGUGAACAGAGACCAGCCACACUUGCGAUUUGAGAUAACCAGCGACGAUGGUUUCAGUGCAGAAGCAGACAGUAUCGAGGUGGCUUGGAAAGCAGUCAUAGAUGGGGUGCAGGAGGCACGGGCAAUUGCAAGGUUGAGACCUCUGACUUUUCGGAGGAUUACUGGUGCCCAUAUGAUAGGUCUGGUCCAUGAUGCAGUGGUGUUCUUGUUGGAGCAACUUCAAGGAGCUCACCGCUGUCAACGCCACAGCUUUCGUUUCUUCAAACAGUUCAGCCAGGAGGACGAUCUGCCUGUCAAUCCCAGUGGCUGUGCCCGCUCAGAGCUCUACCUUAGAAAGUCCACGUUUGACAUUUUUAACUUCCUGGCUUCUCAGCAUAGACAGCUUCCUGACAUUGGGCCUUAUGAUGAUGAAGAGGAUGAGGUUCUUUUGAAGUCCACAAGACGGGCCACUAGUUUGGAGUUGCCCAUGGCCAUGCGCUUCAGACAUCUGGAAAGGACAUCCAAGGAAGCUGUAGGCGUGUACAGAUCUGCUAUCCAUGGGCGUGGUCUUUUCUGCAAAAGGAACAUCGAAGCAGGGGAGAUGGUUAUUGAGUAUGCAGGCAUUGUCAUUCGCUCGGUGCUCACUGACAAAAGGGAGAAGUACUACGAUGGCAAGGGUAUCGGCUGCUACAUGUUCCGCAUUGAUGACUUUGACGUGGUAGAUGCAACCAUGCAUGGCAACGCGGCAAGAUUCAUCAACCACUCCUGUGAACCGAACUGCUACUCGCGAGUUAUAAACGUGGAGGGCCGGAAGCACAUCGUCAUCUUUGCUCUGAGGAAGAUCUACAGGGGAGAGGAGCUCACUUACGACUACAAGUUCCCCAUUGAAGACGCCAGCAACAAACUCAACUGUAACUGUGGGGCCCGGCGAUGUCGGCGCUUCCUCAACUGAGAGGGGCCCUCUCAUCUGUGAAGGGGCGCAUCCUGUUUACUAGUAAGCCUUAUAUUAAGGUGGCACUGGAUUGGGUUUGGGGAGGCAGUGGGCAGUCAGCACAGCAGGGGAAUUAGCCACUAUGAGACUGGUCAACAGAGGAUACACACAGACAUUUUCGGGAUUGGAGAACAAGAGGAAGAAGGAGAUAAUUCUGUAACUCUUGAGAAGUUUCUUGCCUGCUGUGUGUUCACAAGGUACUUCAGAGUACAGCUAAAUAUUUUGGAGGAAGUAGUUUUGGUGUCCAAGACAACCGAAUGAGAUAAUGGAAAUGUGAGGGUUCCUGGAUCAACACGGAUGACGCCAACAGAAUUUCUUUGAUACACACGUCAAGCCUUAUCUGUUAGAAUCAUUGCUGAAAACUUAGAGCCAGGCUUUGAGAGAUUCCUUAUAUUUUAUUCAUUUCUGGGGGGGGGAGGGGUGUUUGUCUAUAGUACACUUGUAAUCAUGAUUGCUCCAUCCUCCAGUGAUGGGAACAUUAUAGCCCCAUCUGUGCAGUGGUGAAGUCAGUUCUUGAGCCAUACAUUCACCCAAACCUUUAUUUUUGUAUUUUUUUAUCUUACAUUUAACACUUCUCAUGUUGUGGAUUUUUUCCUUUUUCUUUUUAAGACUUUUUUCUAAAUCACAAGACAACCAUGGUGCUACGCUUUGAAGGGUCUUCAACAUCUUUGGUUGGACUAAGGUGUCCUGCAAAUCAGGAAUUGCUCACCCUGCUGAGACCACGUAUCUUAAAUUUAUGCACUCAAGCAGUACUCUUAAUGUCUUUGGAGUGUGUCUGCUAAGUUUCACACUAGAUCUUUGAUCUGGUGUUUUGACACUUCCUCUCUUCCUGCGUUGAGUUAAACUAAAUCAUUGCAAUGUAACGGUUUCAUUCAGUAACAUAGUGUCAUAUUUAUAAAGACGAAAACGUCUUUAAGAGAUUUUGUUUUUUCCCUCGAUGUACAGUGUAUGUAGCAAACACUACUCAAGCCAAAAGUUAAGAGUUAUGGUGAGUAUCAUUUUUUUUUUUAAAUAUAUAUUUUAUUACUCUCAUGGCAGAUGUCCAUUACUUAUUGCAAUAAGACUUCGCUGCCCUACAGUCACACAUAAAAUAAUCAACAAACAUACAGAUUCUCUUCUUUUUGUUAAACCUGCUUCAGUUUUUCUCUUAAUCAGGGAGAGCACUGCAAAAGCAUCGCCACUGAGUGUGUGCAUUCAUCUCCUGCACCCUGUUUUUUUGUAAUUGUGAACACAGUGCAAAGACUUUGGACAUGUUGCUGUUGCGUGGUGGCUCGCAGCAAACACAAGUCUGACACGGAGCUGGAGAGAAUGCACUGUGCACCUUAAAGUAAUGUGUAAUGUUGUUCUUAGUCGAUGUACAGUGCCGUCAUUAAUGAGGUCGAUCGAAUUCACACACUGUUCAAAUUGGUAGUUAUAUUUAUUCAUGUUUUGAUUUCUGUUUUUAAUGGUGAAAGGUUGUGCUUUGUAUAAAUGGUGGUGGUCUAGUGUAUUAGGAGCCCCCCCCCCCCCCUCUUUGUAUCCUUUUUUGUUUUGUUUACAAGUAUGUCCUUUUGUUUCACUAAUUUACUUGAAUUUUCAUUUGGGGCAAUUGUGUCAUGCAUUUAAGCCUUUUUGACAGAAAUUGUUCUAAAGCAGGUAUUUUUAAAGAAUCAUUUUUAUUUUAUUUUUAUUUUUGUUAUGGUAGAUUAUUAAUGGUCUUAGAAUCAGUCACAGGAGUAAAGUGAGCACUGUUUGCCUCCCCAAGCCCAUGAUCAUGUUUUGUUUUUUUCACCCUUCUCUCUCUCUCUCUCUCUCUCUCUCCCUCCCUCCCUCCCUUUCUCUCCAAACGUAUUAGAGCAAAAUUCCAAUAGGAUCAUGCUUUGUCUUGAUCUUAAUCCCCUUUCCUUCUUGCAUGUCCAAUCACUGGGAUGGAGCCCAGAUUCACUUGUGUCAAUAACCUACCUGACAACAAGAGCAGUCACUCCCAACUCCUUGCAAGGAUUCUACCUCAGCUGUUUAGACAGAUGUUUGGGAAUACUGAUGCAAAAACAGAGGACGAUAAUUUAAGAGUAGCUUGGUUUUAAUGUCCUGCAGAGCUGGUGUGUGUGGGUGCGUCUGUGUUAUUUUGUGUGUGUGUGUGUGUGUGUGUUUGUGUGUUUGCAAGUUUGCAAUGAAGGAUGGCACUCGUCAAAACCUGAAGUUGUCACGACCAUCUCUCCCAGAAUCUGUUCAGAAAGCUGUAUGUUAUAUAUACACACACACACACAUAUCUAUAUAUAUAUAGAUACAUAUAUGUGUGUGUGUGUGUGUAUGUAUGUGUAUAUAUAUAUGUAUGUAUAUGUAUAUAUAUUUAUAUGUAUACAUAUAUAUAUCUAUACAUAUAUAUAUAUCUAUAUCUAUAUAUAUAUAUAGAUAGUAGGGUUAUUUUAAAAGUAAGUGUAAAAGACAUAAAAAUGAGAAAAUAUGUGAUCUUUAAAAUUUAGGUCUUUGUUACCAUGUACAAAUAAACCCUGAGUUUGUAAAUAUUUGUAUACAUAUUUCUAAACCUGUUUAAUUUUUCUAUGCACUUUUUUAUUUAUAAUGUUAUUUGCUUAAUAAAGAUGUUAAG